Molecule: messenger RNA, 33472 nt
Organism: Coregonus sp. 'balchen'
Lineage: Eukaryota; Metazoa; Chordata; Actinopteri; Salmoniformes; Salmonidae
Source: the annotation of a GenBank genome assembly
AUGGAUACCAGUGGGGUGAAAGUGCUGGAGUCUGCAGAUGACAUCCAGGAGCGCCGGCAGCAGGUGUUGGACCGCUACCGGCGCUUCAAGGAGCUGUCGGGCGUGCGCCGGCAGAAGCUGGAGGACUCGUACCGCUUCCAGUUCUUCCGCCGCGAUGCUGACGAGCUGGAGAAGUGGAUCCAGGAGAAGCUGCAGAUCGCCUCUGAUGAGAACUACAAGGACCCUACCAACCUCCAGGUCAGUCUGCCUUGUCCGUGUGUCUGUCAGCAUACGGCAUAACAGUACCUACCUAUCGCACAUUGCAUUUCAACAGCUCCGGGUAGAUUUAUGAUUAGCCUGUCCAGUUGCCAUUUUAGGCUAUUGGAAUUUGUGUGGUGCUGUAUGCUGGGCUUUGACAAAAUGAAUGGUAACAUCCUGAUUCCAUUUUAUUGUCACCUUACUUUAUUACAGUGUGCACGAGACACUUUUUGUGAAUUGACUGACUUGUAGCCUCUCCAGUGGCCAUUCGAAAUGAAACCGCAAGGCCAUAAAACUCCUCACAUAGAAUGAUCAGUACAUCAUAAUCCUUAAAUGCUGUGACCCUUGGCCAGGUAUUUCUGUCCUGUCCACUGUAGUCUUUGUGCCAUGCUAACAUGCCUCCUCUCCCCUCCCCCCACAGGGCAAGCUCCAGAAACAUCAGGCCUUCGAGGCUGAGGUGCAGGCCAACGCUGGAGCCAUCAUUAAGCUGGACGAGACUGGCAACCUCAUGAUCUCCGAAGGCCACUUUGCCUCCGAAACCAUCCGCGUAAGAGACAAAGACACACCCACACAGUCCGCUGAGCUAUGUGCCUGACCAAGAUAGAUCUACACAAUCCACACUUUUUAACCCGAUCAUGUCUGGUUCAGUCCUUCACGCCCUACCGGACUUCCCAGAGACCCAUAGUCUCAAGUUUCAAUAUGGCUGACUAUAUAAAAGUAGGUGCUUGGGUGAUGUGGACCUCCUGGCUCUUGUGUUUCUCUCUCUUUUUAGGUUCCACUGCCUUUUAAUUCUGUCAGAUCCAUUCUGUUUGCUGUGUGGUUAUGACAUAUUUAUGAAGACUUUAUGAUAAGUGCAUGAUGUGUGUGCCUAUUUUCCAUUGAUAAGCACUUAUCUUGGUCUCAAACUACAGCUUCAGCAAGUACUGGACCCAUAGUACUGGACCCAUAACCUGUGUCUGAGUAGGAGUGCUGAUUUGGGAUCAGUUGUAACUUUUGUAUCAUAAUGGACAAGAUCACAGGGGGGGGGGGGGGGGCUGGUCCUAGGUCAGCACUCCUACUCUGAGAUACUUUAUGAAUACGGGCCCUAAUUUCUCUUUUAGAUCGUAGUGAAUAACGUUGUAUGGACAGAGGGGACCUGAUCCCAGAUCAGCACUCCAACUCUGAGAGACUGUGAAUAUGGGCCCUGGUCUUGAAUCACUUUCCAUCACCCUGUGUAAAUUGUUUGCCUUUCUGCCUGUAGACUCGUCUGGAGGAGCUGCACCGUCUUUGGGACCUGCUGCUGCUGAAGACCAAGGAGAAGGGUGUUCGUCUGCUGCAGGCCCAGAAGCUGGUGCAGUACCUGCGCGAGUGUGAGGAUGCCCUGGACUGGAUCAGUGACAAGGUCAGUGUCUCAACCUGAAGUCUCACACAUCUUCAUCUCAUCACAAGGUCACAUGUACUCAACCUGAAAGCUUAUACACCUACACAGUCUUUAUUUUAAACAAAAAAGUAAGAAUAAAACAACAACAAAAAAGUGUUGAGAAAAAAAGAGCAGAAGUAAAAUAACAGUCUAUGACUAGGGUGGCUGGAGUCUUUGACAAUUUUGAGGGCCUUCCUCUGACACCGCCUGGUAUAGAGGUCCUGGAUGGCAGGGAGCUUUGCCCCAGUGAUGUACUGGGCCGUACGCACUACCCUCUGUAGUGCCUUGCGGUCAGAGGCCAAGCAGUUGCCAUACCAGGCGGUGAUGCAACCAGUCAGGAUGCUCUCGAUGGUGCAGCUGUAGAAUUUUUUGAGGAUCUGAGGACCCAUGCCAAAUCUUUUUAGUCUCCUGAGGGGGAAUAGGCUUUGUCGUGCCCUCUUCACGACUGUCUUGGUGUGUUUGGACCAUGAUAGUUCGUUGGUGAUGUGGACACCAAGGAACUUGAAGCUCUCAACCUGUUCCACUACAGCCCCGUCGAUGAGAAUGGGGGCGUGCUCAGUCCUCUUUUUUUCCCUGUAGUCCACAAUCAUCUCCUUUGUCUUGGUCACGUUGAGGGAGAGGUUGUUGUCCUGGCACCACACGGCCAGAUCUCUGACCUCCUCCCUAUAGGCUGUCUCAUCGUUGUCGGUGAUCAGGCCUACCACUGUUGUGUCGUCGGCAAACUUAAUGAUGGUGUUGGAGUCGUGCCUAGCCAUGCAGUCAUGGGUGAACAGAGAGUACAGGAGGGGACUGAGCACGCACCCCUGAGGGGCCCCCGUGUUGAGGAUCAGUGUGGCAGAUGUGUUGUUACCUACCCUUACCACCUGGGGGCGGCCCGUCAGGAAGUCCAGGAUCCAGUUGCAGAGGGAGGUGUUUAGUCCCAGGAUCCUUAGCUUAGUGAUGAGCUUAGAGGGCACUAUGGUGUUGAAUGCUGAGCUGUAGUCAAUGAAUAGCAUUCUCACGUAGGUGUUCCUCUUGUCCAGGUGGGAAAGGGCAGUGUGGAGUGCGAUAGAGAUUGCAUCAUCUGUGGAUCUGUUGGGGCGGUAUGCAAAUUGGAGUGGGUCUAGGGUUUCUGGGAUUAUGCUGUUGAUGUGAGCCAUGACCAGUCUUUCAAAGCACUUCAUGGCUACAGACGUCAGUGCUACGGGUCGGUAGUCAUUUAGGCAGGUUAUCUUAGAGUUCUUGGGCACGGGGACUAUGGUGGUCUGCUUGAAAUAUGUUGGUAUUACAGACUCAGUCAGGGACAUGUUGAAAAUGUCAGUGAAGACACUUGCCAGUUGGUCAGCACAUGCUCGGAGUACACGUCCUGGUAAUCCGUCUGGCCCUGCGGCCUUGUGAAUGUUGACCUGCUUAAAAGUCUUACUCACAUCGGCUACGGAGAGCGUGAUCACAUAGUCGUCCGGAACAGCUGGUGCUCUCAUGCAUGCUUCAGUGUUGCUUGCCUCGAAGCGAGCAUAGAAGUGGUUUAGCUCGUCUGGUAGGCUUGUGUCACUGGGCAGCUCGCGGCUGUGCUUCCCUUUGUAGUCUGUAAUAGUUUUCAAGCCCUGCCACAUCCGACGAGCGUCAGAGCCAGUGUAGUAUGAUUCAAUCUUAGACCUGUAUUGACUCUUUGCCUGUUUGAUGGUUCGUCGGAGGUCAUAGCGGGAUUUCUUAUAAGCGUCCGGGUUAGAGUCCCGUUCCUUGAAAGCGGCAGCUCUACCCUUUAGCUCAGUGCGGAUGUUUCCUGUAAUCCAUGGCUUCUGGUUGGGGUAUGUACGUACGGUCACUGUGGGGACGACAUCAUCGAUGCACUUAUUGAUGAAGCCAGUGACUGAUGUGGUGUACUCCUCAAUGCUGUCUGAAGAAUCCCGGAACAUGUUCCAGUCUGUGCUAGCAAAACAGUCCUGUAGCUUAGCAUCUGCGUCAUCUGACCACUUUUUUAUUAGCCGAAUCACUGGUGCUUCCUGCUUCAGUUUUUGCUUAUAAGCAGGAAUCAGGAGGAUAGAGUUAUGGUCAGAUUUGCCAAAUGGAGGGCGAGGGAGAGCUUUGUAUGCGUCUCUGUGUGUGGAGUAAAGGUGGUCUAGAGUUUUUUCCCCUCUGGUUGCACAUUUAACAUGCUGGUAGAAAUGAGGUAGAACGGAUUUAAGUUUCCCUGCAUUAAACUCCCCGGCUACUAGGAGCGCUGCAUCUGGAUGAGCGUUUUCCUGUUGAUUAUCUCUACAUGUAUCUCUACUGGAGACCAUGGCCUAAAACAUGUCUACAGAACCCUAAUAGACAACAUGACCUUACCCUAAAUCAUGUCCAACAGGAGGCCAUUGCCAUAGGACAUUUAUAGACAACCUAUCCUAAACAUUAGCCUCCCCAUGUCUGCAGGGCCCUACUAGAAUACCAAUCCUAAGCAUUAGCCUCCCCAUGUCUGCAGGGCCCUACUAGAAUACCAAUCCUAAGCAUUAGCCUCCCCAUGUCUGCAGGGCCCUACUAGAAUACCAAUCCUAAACAUUAGCCUCCCCAUGUCUGCAGGGCCCUACUAGAAUACCAAUCCUAAACAUUAGCCUCCCCAUGUCUGCAGGGCCCUACUAGAAUACCAAUCCUAAACAUUAGCCUCCCCAUGUCUGCAGGGCCCUACUAGAAUACCAAUCCUAAACAUUAGCCUCCCCAUGUCUGCAGGGCCCUAUUAGAUAACCGAUCCCUAAACCAUGUCUGCAGGGCCCUAUUAGAUAACCGAUCCCUAAACCAUGUCUGCAGGGCCCUACUAGAUAACCGAUCCUAAAGCUUACCAAAACCCGUGUCUAACAGGAGGCCAUGGCCACCUCGGAGGAGCUGGGCCAGGACCUGGAGCACGUAGAGGUGCUCCAGAAGAAGUUUGAGGAGUUCCAAACGGACCUGGCAGCCCAUGAGGAGCGCGUGAACGAGGUGAACCAGCUGGCGGGCAAGCUGAGCCAGGAGUCCCACCCCGAGGCGGAGCUCAUCGUUCGCAAGCAGGAGGAGGUGAACGCCGCCUGGCAGAGGCUCAAGGGCCUGGCGCAGCAGAGGCAGGGCAGGCUGUUCGGAGCCGCCGAGGUGCAGCGAUUUAACAGGUAUGCCCAGGACAGGCUGGGUGUGUGUUUCUUUUAGUGUGUGUGGGUGUCUGUGUGAUGGGGAAGCCACAAGAGAACUGAGAGGAUCAAUAAAUGUUGAUUUUCUGUUCUGACUGAGAGUGUUAUGUGGCCUGCAGGGAUGUGGACGAGACCAUCAGCUGGAUCAAGGAGAAGGAGCAGCUCAUGGCAUCCGAUGACUUUGGCCGGGACCUGGCCAGCGUUCAGGCCCUGCUGCGCAAGCACGAGGGCCUGGAGAGAGACCUGGCUGCCCUGGAGGACAAGGUCAACACUCUGGGCGGAGAGGCUGAACGUCUGCAGCAGACCCACCCCCAGAACGCCUCCCAGAUCCACAUGAAGAGGGACGAGCUCAUCACCAACUGGGAGCAGAUCCGCACGCUGGCCGCCGAGCGCCACGCCCGCCUCAAUGACUCCUACAGGUGGGUACCGGUAAAACCCUGGCCGCCUUAACAGCAAACACUCUUAACUUUACUGAGUCAGUACCGUAAUGUUACUAUGUCACUACCAUAACAUUGCAGUGUCACUACUGUAACUUUACUGUGUCAGUAUCGUAACGUUACUAUGUCACUAUCAUAACUUUGCAGUGUCACUACCGUAACUUUACUGGGUCAGUACCGUAACACCACUGCGCUCAACACACAGCAACUACCCAAUAGCAUGGUCAAACAACACAUUUAUCAGCCAUUUGAGCCCAGUUUAGUUGAAAGUAUGUAGAACCCUAUCAUCUGACUGACUGUGUGUUUUGCCCCCUGCAGGCUGCAGCGCUACACUUCAGACUUCCGUGACCUGACCAGCUGGGUGACGGAGAUGAAGGCCCUGAUCAACGCUGAUGAGCUGGCCAACGACGUGGCUGGAGCUGAGGCUCUUCUCGACCGUCACCAGGAACACAAGGUACAGGAAACUGAUCAUAAUAAUAAUUUUAAAAAAUUGCAGUUGUGAAGUACUGUAUAUUUUCUCAGAUCUUCAAUCAGUGAUGCUAGUUUUUCCUGCAAUGUUGCUAAUGUUUACUGUGUGUGUGGUCCUAGGGUGAGAUUGAUGCCCAUGAGGACAGCUUCAAAGCCACGGACGAGGCCGGCCAGGCUCUGCUCAACACCGGACACUACGCCUCCGAGGAGGUCAAGGAGAAGGUAGGGCUAUCUGUCUGUCUCUUUGUCCUUGGUUUGGAAUUCAAGCUUUUACAUGGACCUGUGGACAGAUUAAUUGAACCCCAUCCAUCCGUGUGUGUGUGUAGCUGGGUGUCCUGACUGAGGAGAAGGAGUCUCUGCUGGAGCUGUGGGAGGUGCGCAGGCAGCAGUACGAGCAGUGCAUGGACCUGCAGCUCUUCUACAGGGACACGGAGCAGGUUGACAACUGGAUGAGCAAGCAAGAGGUAUCUCCAUCCACACACAAUAACAUGCUCACUUAAUUACACUCAAAUUAUUAUUCUCCAAAAAUGUUUGGGUGUGAAGUAAUUAUUGUGUGCGUGCAGGCGUUCCUUCUGAACGAGGACCUUGGUGACUCUCUGGAUAGCGUGGAGGCCCUGCUGAAGAAACACGAGGACUUUGAGAAGUCCCUCAGCGCCCAGGAGGAGAAGAUCACUGUGAGUACCAAACCGUAACCACUAGGAUCAGCUUUUCCUCCUCAAAUCUUACGCUUAACCUCUAACCUCUCUCCAGGCCCUGGAUGAAUUUGCCACCAAACUGAUCCAGAACAACCACUAUGCCAAGGAGGAUGUGGCCACUCGUAGAGAUGCUGUAAGUAGAAUACGAUGAUCAGGACAGCAAUGUGUCCUAUGUUUGUAGCACUUUGUACUCUCUAUUUUACAUUGACAUUUUAGUCAUUUAGCAGAUGCUCUUAUCCAGAGCAAUUAGGGUUAAGUGCCUUGCCCAAGUGCCCAGAUUUUUCACCUAGUCGGCUUGGGGGUCCGAACCAGCGACCUUUCGGUUACUGGCCCGACGCUCUGAACCACUAGGCUACCUGCCACCCUAUAUCUGCUUAUACCAUAUCCUGGGUGUUGUGUAUAAAAUCUCACCCACCCUUCAGCUGCUGAGCCGCCGUAACGCCCUGCAUGAGCGUGCCCAGUCCCGCCGCGCCGCCCUGGAGGACUCCUUCCACCUGCAGCAGUUCUCCCGCGACUCGGACGAGCUCAAGAGCUGGAUCAACGAGAAGAUGAAGACGGCUACCGACGAAGCCUACAAGGUAUCAAUGUUUCUUAGUUAGCUACUUUAUAGUGAUGUUCUUUAGCUAGUUAGUUAGCUACUUUAUAGUGGUAUACUUUAGCUAAUUAGUUAGCUACUUAGUACUUUCUAAUGGGGUUUCAAUACUCAACAUGGCUUCCUCCUAGACUGCAAUGGGAUCCUAUUAGGCUGCAAUACCACUGUGAACCAUACAGUUCCUUCUUCCCAGUACUCUGGCCUAAUACUUAUAACAACCCCUUCCUUACACUAUCUCUCUGCUCUUUCUGUUCUCCUCAGGACCCGUCCAACCUGCAGGGCAAGGUCCAGAAACACCAGGCCUUCGAGGCGGAGCUGUCAGCCAACCAGAGCCGCAUCGAUGCGCUGCAGAAGUCUGGACAGGAGCUCCUGGACGGCAAGCACUACGCCGCCGACGAAGUGUCGGUCCGCAUGGACGAGGUCAGCUCCCAGUGGAAGAAGCUGCUGGAGGCCACCGAGCUCAAAGGUGAGAUGAGUGGGAGAGAGGCAGUUCAGAUGGAGUGUGUGGCUAUUAUUAUUAUUAUUAUUAUUAUUAUUAUUAUUAUUAUUAUUAUAGCAACCACCAUUUAGAGUUUUCCUCGAGUGGAGGAAAUAUAAAAUGGUGGCGACGCUAGUGACUCUGUAGAGGAGCGCUGCAAAAAGGUGCAUUUGUUAGAUUUUAAGCUUGUUUUUAGUCCCUACAUUAGGUUUCAUUUCAGAGCCCCAAUAUCUGAAACCAAACCUACAAAUGUAGAACUUCCCUUCCUCUUACUUCAAUACUUACAUCCAACUUAAUUUCAUCUACCCUUAAACCUCUCCUCACAACCCUCUCCUCUCUCCCCAGGCAUCAAGCUGCGUGAGGCCAACCAGCAGCAGCAGUUUAACAGGAAUGUGGAGGACAUUGAGCUGUGGCUGUACGAGGUGGAGGGCCACCUGGCCUCCGACGACUACGGCAAGGACCUGACCAGUGUCCAGAACCUGCAGAAGAAACACGCCCUGCUGGAGGCCGAUGUGGUCGCACACCAGGUAAUGAUUUACUGUCAUAUCAAAACUAGGUAACUGCCCUACUGCCAUCACCAGGUAACUGCCCUACUGACUGCCAUCACCAGGUAACUGACCGACUGACUGCCAUCACCAGGUAACUGACUGACUGACUGACUGCCAUCACUAGACCCAAAAAGUAAACUACUGACAGACACUGUUGCAUUUACCUCUGUGAGCAGCUAGACAGUGUGUUGCUUCUCUAAUUAGAAGAAUCCCAUCCAUGCCUGGUAGUUCCUAGAAACAGCUGGACUGUGCUGAUCUAUAGGUUUUUGAUUGACCGGCAAAUAUGAACUCUGUGAUUUUAUGCAUGGGAGUUGCCACUCCAAGUCGCCUUCAUUGCCCAGUUGCAGAGACAUUAUUAUGGUCUACAAUAUUCAGGCAUUCAAAUAUUUGUGUCGACUGGCUGACUUAUACUGUCUGGCAGUGCACAAGGUAAGUCUUACUGCCACCACGUAACUGACCGACUGGCUCUCCCCUCUCCAGGACCGCAUUGACGGCAUCACCAUCCAGGCACGUCAGUUCCAGGAGGCGGGCCACUUUGACGCCGACAACAUCAAGCGCAAGCAGGAGGCGCUGGUGGCGCGCUAUGACGCCCUUCGCGACCCAAUGGCUGCCCGUAAGCAGAAGCUAUCGGACUCCCUGCGGCUGCAGCAGCUCUUCAGGGAUGUGGAGGACGAGGAGACCUGGAUCCGGGAGAAGGAGCCCAUCGCCGCCUCCACCAACCGGGGAAAAGACUUGAUUGGCGUUCAGAACUUGCUGAAGAAGCACCAGGCCCUGCAAGCGGAGAUCGCCGGCCACGAACCCCGCAUCAAGGCUGUCACUCAAAAGGGAGAGGCCAUGGUGGAGGAAGGUAAGCCGGCUCUUACUAACAUGCAUACUGUCACCUUUUUCAACUGUUCACCUGUUGACUAUCUAAUAGGUUGGGUCAAUUCCAUUUAAAUUCAGUCAAUUUAAGUUAACUUCCUGAAUUGACUGAACUAAAAUGGAAUUGUCCCAACCCCGCUCUCCAGGUCUUUAUUGUAAAAUAUUUUUCUCAAUGAUUUACCCUCCAAUAAAUAAACAAUCCCCCUCUCCCUGUGGUCCCCACUAGGUCACUUUGCCAGGGAGGAGGUGAAGGUGAAGCUGGAGGAGCUGAAUGGCCGCUGGGACACCCUGAAGGGCAAGGCCGGCCAGCGCAGGCAGGACCUGGAGGACUCUCUGCAGGCCCAGCAGUACUUUGCUGACGCCAACGAGGCAGAGUCCUGGAUGAGGGAGAAGGAGCCCAUCGUGGGCAGCCCCGACUACGGCAAGGACGAGGACUCUGCUGAGGUAAGGGAGGCGGAGAGGGACAUUUGGUUAUCUAGGUGGGUAAAUUAAGGAGGUGAAUUAAUGAAUGAAUGAAUACUUUGUUUGAGGAUAGGUUUGGAUGUAGAAUGUUGGAGGAUGUAAAGUGGAGAUGAUACUCACCCCUCCCUGCUCUGCUCUUUCCCAGGCCCUGCUGAAGAAGCACGAAGCCCUGAUGUCUGACCUGAGUGCCUAUGGAAGCAGCAUUCAGGCUCUGAAGGAGCAGGCCCAAACCUGUAGGGUAAGUCUGGGACCCACAUUGUAUAUUUAGCCUUAUUGUAAUAUGGAUGUGAGCCAUUUGACAACUAAUGAAUGCCUAAACUAACUAGUUAAAAAACUGUGUUUCACAUCCGUGCAAACAUCUGAGAACCAGAGGUCCAACAAAUCUAUAAUUUCUUUACAACUCCAGGUCUAUCAUAUACACAAACUAAUAUGUUCAUGUUGCCAUCGUCUAGAUUGCACCUAUAAUUCUUAUUUUUCAUUACACCUGCAGCAACAAGUGGCUCCUACCGAUGAUGAGACGGGUAAAGAGCUGGUGCUGGCCCUCUAUGACUACCAGGAGAAGAGCCCCCGCGAGGUCACCAUGAAGAAGGGAGACAUCCUCACCCUGCUCAACAGCACUAACAAGGUACACACAAACACAGCAUCUUAGCGAGAUGAACAAAAGCCUUGUACCAGAAACAACUGCUAGCUCAUACCCAUGACUAGGCACUUGAUGUAGAACGGAAAUAAUUGUAAGGGUAUAAGCAAGAUAGUUUGGGACUAAUCUCUUCAUCUUUUAUGGGGGAUAAAAAGAGCAUGUCUUCUCCUGUGGUCCUUUCUCCUGACCUCCCCUCUCUCCCCUGCUGUAGGACUGGUGGAAGGUGGAGGUGAACGACCGCCAGGGUUUUGUGCCGGCAGCCUACGUCAAGAAGCUGGAUCCCACCCAGUCCUCUUCCAGAGAGAACCUGCUGGAUGAGCAGGGAAGCAUCGGCCUGCGCCAGGAUCAGAUCGAGAACCAGUAAGGGCCUACUUCUAUUCCCUCCACCUAAGCCAGUUCCAGAAUACCCCAUCCCUAGUACCCCUAUCCCCAGUACUUCUCUUCAGUACACUCCUGCAUCUCUGUAUAGUUAUUUACCACUUUUACCCCUUUAACUUAGGACGUGUUGUCCCUAAUGGGUUAAUUAACUGUGUAUUCUAAUGUGUUCUAACGUUGCCUGACUUGAACAAAUGUGCGUGUGCGCUCAACCCAAUAACAUUUACCUCUUUGAUGCCCCUGUCAUCUCUCUCCUUCUGUCUCUCUCUCGCCUUCUCUCUCUCUCUCGCCUUCUCUCUCUCGCCUUCUCUCUCUCUCUCUCUCGCCUUCUCUCUCUCUCUCUCUCUCUCUCGCCUUCUCUCUCUCUCUCGCCUUCUGUCUCUCUCUCUCGCCUUCUGUCUCUCUCUCUCGCCUUCUGUCUCUCUCUCUCGCCUUCUGUCUCUCUCUCCUUCUGUCUCUCUCUCCUUCUGUCUCUCUCUCCUUCUGUCUCUCUCUCCUUCUGUCUCUCUCUCCUUCUGUCUCUCUCUCCUUCUGUCUCUCUCUCCUUCUGUCUCUCUCUCCUUCUGUCUCUCUCUCCUUCUGUCUCUCCUUCUGUCUCUCUCUCUCGCCUUCUGUCUCUCUCUCUCGCCUUCUGUCUCUCUCUCUCACCUUCUGUCUCUCUCUCUCGCCUUCUGUCUCUCUCUCUCCUCUCUCUCUCUCGCCUUCUGUCUCUCUCUCUCCUCUCUCUCUCGCCUUCUGUCUCUCUCUCGCCUUCUGUCUCUCUCUCGCUCGCCUUCUGUCUGUCGCUCUCGCCUUCUGUCUGUCGCUCUCGCCUUCUGUCUGUCGCUCUCGCCUUCUGUCUGUCGCUCUCGCCUUCUGUCUGUCGCUCUCGCCUUCUGUCUGUCGCUCUCGCCUUCUGUCUGUCGCUCUCGCCUUCUGUCUGUCGCUCUCGCCUUCUGUCUGUCGCUCUCUCUCUCGCCUUCUGUCUGUCGCUCUCUCUCUCGCCUUCUGUCUGUCGCUCUUUCUCUCGCCUUCUGUCUCUCUCUCUCUCUCGCCUUCUGUCUCUCUCUCUCUCGCCUUCUGUCUCUCUCUCUCUCGCCUUCUGUCUCUCUCUCUCUCGCCUUCUGUCUCUCUCUCUCUCGCCUUCUGUCUCUCUCUCGCUCGCCUUCUGUCUCUCUCGCUCUCGCCUUCUGUCUCUCUCUCUCGCUCUCGCCUUCUGUCUGUCUCUCUCGCUCUCGCCUUCUGUCUGUCUCUCUCGCUCUCGCCUUCUGUCUGUCUCUCUCGCUCUCGCCUUCUGUCUGUCUCUCUCGCUCUCGCCUUCUGUCUGUCUCUCUCGCUCUCGCCUUCUGUCUGUCUCUCUCGCUCUCGCCUUCUGUCUGUCUCUCCUCGCCUUCUGUCUGUCUCUCUCGCUCUCGCCUUCUGUCUGUCGCUCUCGCCUUCUGUCUGUCUCUCUCGCUCUCGCCUUCUGUCUGUCUCUCUCGCUCUCGCCUUCUGUCUGUCUCUCUCGCUCUCGCCUUCUGUCUGUCUCUCUCGCUCUCGCCGUCUGUCUGUCUCUCUCGCUCUCGCCUUCUGUCUGUCUCUCGCUCUCGCCUUCUGUCUGUCUCUCGCUCUCGCCUUCUGUCUGUCUCUCGCUCUCGCCUUCUGUCUGUCUCUCUCGCUCUCGCCUUCUGUCUGUCUCUCUCGCUCUCGCCUUCUGUCUGUCUCUCUCGCUCUCGCCUUCUGUCUGUCUCUCUCGCUCUCGCCUUCUGUCUGUCUCUCUCGCUCUCGCCUUCUGUCUGUCGCUCUCUCGCCUUCUGUCUGUCGCUCUCGCCUUCUGUCUCUCUCUCUCGCCUUCUGUCUCUCUCUCUCGCCUUCUGUCUCUCUCGCCUUCUGUCUCUCUCUCUCGCCUUCUGUCUGUCUCUCUCUCGCCUUCUGUCUGUCGCUCUCACGCCUUCUGUCUCUCUCUCUCUCGCCUUCUGUCUCUCUCUCUCGCCUUCUGUCUCUCUCUCUCGCCUUCUGUCUCUCUCUCUCGCCUUCUGUCUCUCUCUCUCGCCUUCUGUCUCUCUCUCUCGCCUUCUGUCUCUCUCUCUCGCCUUCUGUCUCUCUCUCUCGCCUUCUGUCUCUCUCUCUCGCCUUCUGUCUCUCUCGCUCGCCUUCUGUCUCUCUCUCGCUCGCCUUCUGUCUCUCUCUCGCUCGCCUUCUGUCUCUCUCUCGCUCGCCUUCUGUCUCUCUCUCUCUCGCCUUCUGUCUCUCGCUCUCGCCUUCUGUCUGUCUCUCGCUCGCCUUCUGUCUCUCUCGCUCGCCUUCUCUCUGUCUCUCGCUCGCCUUCUCUCUGUCUCUCGCUCUCGCCUUCUCUGUCUCUCGCUCUCGCCUUCUGUCUGUCGCUCUCGCCUUCUGUCUGUCUCUCUCGCUCUCGCCUUCUGUCUGUCUCUCUCGCUCUCGCCUUCUGUCUGUCUCUCUCGCUCUCGCCUUCUGUCUGUCUCUCUCGCUCUCGCCUUCUGUCUGUCUCUCUCGCUCUCGCCUUCUGUCUGUCGCUCUCGCCUUCUGUCUCUCUCGCUCUCGCCUUCUCUGUCUCGCUCGCCUUCUGUCUGUCCCUCUCUCCUUUUCGGUCUCUCUCUUUUUUCAAAUCAUUUUUGGAUCCCUUUCUCUUCCUUAGUGAAACAGCCUAGAGAGUCACACUUUUCUCUAUCACUAACGGCCUUUUGCCCUUUUCUCCAUCUGUCUCUGUUUCUCUCUCUAACCACUAACGCCUGCCUGCCUGCACAUGUCAUGUCUGGACUGAGCAGGCCGUUGGCCAAGGAGGCGUGCAGUGUGUCUGUACGCAUGAAGCAGGUGGAGGAACUGUGAGUAGGACCAGUGUCCCCGUAGGGUGUCGUGUUUGUGAAGCCACCACGCAUCGCCACGGGCAACGCCAUUGCCAUUCCCGCCACUCCUUCAAUCAAUACCCAUGUCGAUGUCGUGGUCCUUGUGACUGUGGUUCCAGUGCGCACGCGCUUUCUCUCUUUCUCAUAUCCAUUACUCAUCUUCUAUUCAACAGAAGGAUAGAAGCUUCAUCUCUCCUUCAUCUCUCCUUUUCCCUCCCAUCUCCAAGCUUUCCUGUGGGUGUCAUGAGCUGUCACUUGCAUUCUGUUUCUCCAUGAGAACGUAUAGACGUGUUUGUCCCUCUGCGUCAUAGACAGCCAUGUUACAAACCUGGCUGAUUACGUCAUUCCAAUGGCAUCAUAUGAAAUUGUCAACAUAGUAAGGGGGAAAUCACCUAAUCCGCCACCAAUGUGUUGCAACCACCUGAGGGAUGCCAUGGCAGCCAUUUUGUGCUGCGCCAGAAAGCUCACCACACAUCAGUUAUCACAGUGGAGAGUUGUGCACUUUAGGGCUGACCCUGGAGGUCUACCGGUAUUUAACAUUUGCUCAAAAUGAUUACGGUAAUCCAAAUUGAAAUCUAAUAAUCUUGGCAACAACCCUAGUGCUCUCAGCUCUCCCUGUAAAUCAUCAUGUAUUGACACUUCAGCGUUGAUACAUUUGUCCACUACCCAGUCUCCCCUUAUUUUUUACACCAACACAGGGGAUUCUAAAAGCCUUUAUCCUGUAUUUUUAGGUACGGAACUCUCCAGGAGCUGGGCGAGAAGCGCAAGGACAUGCUGGAGAAGAGCUGCAAGAAGUUCAUGCUGUUCCGCGAGGCCAACGAACUGCAGCAGUGGAUCAACGAGAAGGAGGGAGCCCUCACCAACGAAGAAGUGGGCUCCGACCUGGAGCAGGUGGAGGUGCUGCAGAAGAAGUUUGACGACUUCCAGAAGGUACGCUGCACACAACAUGGCCGCCAAGAGUAGGAGAAGGGCACUAUCUGACUUACUGGACUAAAAAGCAUUUAAAAAUCCAGUUCAAGCAUAGGAGCAAUGUGUGCACUACACUUAUUCAGUUCUUCUAAUCUAUGCUGUCCAAUCUCAUCCAGUACAUUGGUGAAUACUGGUAUGAGUUUUGUGUUGACUGUCUGUCUUCUGUUUGUUUGGCUCCAAGGACCUGAAGGCCAAUGAGUCUCGUCUGAGGGACAUCAACAAGGUGGCGUCUGAGCUGGAGUCUGAGGGCCUGAUGGCAGAGGAGGCAACCAUGGUCCAAGCUCAGGUAGGAUGGUGUAGCCAACCACUGCAGAGAUAUUUAAUAUGUUUCAUAUUAGAGGUCAAAGAUAAAAGCAUAUGGAAUGGAUGUUAUUAUGAGAAUUUGUAAAAAUUAUUUUGUACAUUAUUUGCAACAAAUCAAAUGUAAUCACUUCAGCUUAAACAUUGAGUUUAUGGCAACAUUUAUCUCUCUCCUCCUCUCUUCUCUCCUCUUGUCCUCUCUUUUCCUCUCUCCUCUCUUCUCCUCUCUAGGAACAAGUGAUGCUGGGAUCUGCUCCUGGACAGGUAAGACGAUUCCACAGUUGCAAUACAUUAUACUGGUAAGGAAAGUUAAUGCAAUCGAAAUGUAUAGAUGUGCCAUCAACGUCAACCCAAAUUCCCCUCUUUGUUCUAACAGGAUGAGGCUGAUAACAAGAAUGCCUCACCAUGGAAGGUAAGACGCUCGUCCUCUGACAUGACCAAUCAACAUGGUUUCAUGUGCUUCCAAACAAAACAUUUUGUGUCCUGGCCAUGUUAUUUUAAUGUUGUUUUAGUCCAUAACAGACAACUGCUAAGAUUGGACAGCAUGUAGCAGCCUGUCAAUCUGGACUUGUCAUAUGAACCUGAGCAUGAUUGAACUGCAUUGUGUGGUUUUUGACACAGUGGGAGUCAAAACUAUUUGAAUGAACCUAAAUCAUGCCCACUAACUCAGCCUUGUUCAUAAGGGCUUACAUCAGUUCAUGUAAGACGUACUUGUUAACACAAACAAGAGACAAACGAAUGGAAGACCUGGCAGUGGCACUCACCAUUCUAUCUACUGUAUACUUAAACAAUAAAGCUCGAUGGGGUGUGGUUUUGAAGAAUAAUGUUUACCCUAAUGAGUAAACAGUUAGCAAGUAAACAGAGUAGCUACUUAACAGUGGAGUACAGCUACUCUACUUAAGCAAUAAGGCACGAGGGGGUGUGGUAUAUUGCCAAUAUACCACGGCUAAGUGAUGUUCUUAAGCAUGACGCAACGCAGAGUGCCUGGAUACAGCCCUUAGCCGUGAUAUAUUGGCCAUAUACCACAAACCCCCGAGGUGCCUUAUUGCUAUUAUAAACUGGUUACCAACGUAAUUAGAGCAGUACAAAUAAAAUGUUGUCAUACCAGUGUUAUAUGGUCUGAUAUACCACGGCUGUAAUACUAUCAAUGCUGACAGCCGUGGUAUAUCAGACAGUAUACCACGGGUAUGACAAAACAUUUAUUUUUACUGCUCUAAUUAUGUUGGUAACCAGUUUAUAAUAGCAAUAAGGCACCUCGGGGGUUUGUGGUAUAUGGCCAAUAUAUCACGGCUAAGGGCUGUAUCCAGGCACUCUGCGUUGCAUCAUGCUUAAGAACAUCACUUAGCCGUGGUAUAUUGGCCAUAUACCACAAACCCCCGAGGUGCCUUAGCUGUACUCCACUGUUAAGUAGCUACUCUGUUUACUUGCUAGCUGUUUACUCAUUAGGGUAAACAUUAUUCCUCAAAAUCAGUUCAUUUUCAAAUGUAAAGCAGCCCGAAAAGACAAAUGCAGACACAUAUCUUGACACAUCCAUAUAAAUAGAAUUAGAACACAGUAUUAUGUCUCUCUAUGGACACCCUACACAUACAUGUCCAUAUUACCUAGUGCACUGUAUCUGUAGCAGUCCAUUUUGGGGUUCAUUUCAGGUUCAGUGCCUACUUUAGGUUCUGCUGCUCUUCUAUUGCCAUGGUGAUGGUGCCGGUUGUCUCUUGGGAAACAGUGUAAAGACGUGGGCAGCCUUUACCUCCCUGCUGGGCUAACAUGGUGCCUCUCUUGACUGGUGUGGUGUUUUCUGUUUUUGUCCAAAUCCCCUUUCCCUCCUCCCCCCCUUUUCCUCUCCUCCCCCCCUUUUCCUCUCCUCCCUCCUUUCUGAUCUGUUUAUUUCACCGUUGAUUGUAGAAUGUACGCUUGGCUGUUCAAACGACGGCUAACUUUAAUACUAUCAAGGUAAGAUUUUUCAAGACCACUCCCUCGGUCCCGCCCCUGAUCCCGCCCCCUCCUCCUCCCUUGCAUUAUGUCCUCCUGGCUUGUCUCAUACCUGCAUCGUGUUUGUUCGGGAGACUAACCCUUCCAUCAACAGUCUCAUUGUUGUCUUGCCGUCUGUUCGUGGUCGUCCUGUGGUUCCAUUGUCUUGCACAUUGGACUGGACUGGUCUGGUCUUACAUCGUUUUUUGUUCUAAUCAUGUGACCGAUGUCAUUGAAUGGCCUUGUCCCUCGUUCCGUUUUUCAUUUGUUUCAUCCCCCUCUUCUUUAACCAUUGUUAUUGUUUUCAAAAGGAAGGAUGGCUGGUGGCUGGUACAAAAAGGCAUUGAAAUAUGCCUCAACACCAUCUUUGUAACCCUAGCGUUUUGUUGUCGUUUGUUUCUCCAUCCUGUGUGUUCUCAUCACCAUGCAUCCCUCUCCCUGUCUGACUUCCCUUCUUCCUUGUCACCAACCCCUCAUCUGUGUUCAACAGCCUCCUUUUACGUCAGUCUGUCUGUCAAACACACGGAGCACAAACUGAAUCUUUGAGCAUUGAUUCACGAUUGAUAUUCACCACUGAUAUCAGUUUAAGUCAAGAUUACCAGGAUUGGGCUCCAUUUCAUUGAGCUCCAUUGUAACCGUCAAUUCAAACAAGAGUUCAAAUUCAACUAAUAAAUGAAAUAUAUAUAUUUUUCAUUUAUUGAAUUGAAAUGGAAUUUAUCCUAUCCUGGAAGGAUAUACAACCAAUAGUCUAAAUAUCAUAAAAUCCUGAAAAUAAGUGACUUAUCAAUACAUUAAAACAUUCACUCAAUUUGAAUCGGCUAAAUUGGAGCGCUGGGUUCCAGAAACCUGGGUAGAGGCCUCAUGGGAGUGAUUGACUCCUGGCGAAACUCUGUCUAGCUCUGUGAUUGGGUGAUAAGUGUCCGGGGGUGUGUUUUGUAGGAGCUGAACAACCGCUGGAGAUCCCUGCAGCAGCUGGCAGAGGAGAGGAGCAACAUGCUGGGUAGUGCCCACGAAGUGCAGAGGUUCCACAGGUAUAUAUAUACACAACACACACACAUACAGUUGAGAGCAAGAAACAGUGAGUGGAUGUGAAUAUUACAACGCACAUGAAACAAAAUGGCUGGUGUGGAGUCAUAAUCAAAAUGGCUGCUUUUUGUUGUCCUCAGGGAUGCGGAUGAGACCAAGGAGUGGAUCGAGGAGAAGAACCAGGCCCUGAACACAGACAACUACGGCCAUGACCUGGCCAGCGUUCAGGCCCUGCAGCGCAAACACGAGGGCUUUGAGAGAGACCUGGCCGCCCUGGGAGAUAAGGUGAGAGGGAACACAGUCGGUCUCUCAAACACACACAGUCACACACUUUCAUUGCUCUGCUGUUUAGAGACAAUACUUACCCUCAGCUGAUCUUUGCCUUCCUCUCCCCUGUUCCAGGUGAACUCCCUGGGGGAGACAGCGGAGCGUCUGAUCCAGUCCCACCCGGAGGCGGUGGACGACAUCCAGGAGAAGUGCACAGAGCUCAAUACGGCCUGGAGCAGCCUGGUGGGGCGCGCCGACCAGCGCAAGGACAAGCUAGGCAACUCCCAUGACCUGCAGCGCUUCCUCUCCGACUUCAGGGACCUCAUGUCCUGGAUCAACGGCAUCCGAGGCCUGGUGUCCUCUGAGGAGCUGGCCAAGGACGUGACCGGGGCUGAGGCCCUGCUAGAGAGACACCAGGUACUGGUUCUACACACACACAUACACACACUGCACUGGUACCGCCAUCCAAAACUUGUUAUCACCUUCUUACCAUCCCCGUCUCUCGCUCUUCCUUCUCUCCAGGAGCACCGUACUGAGAUCGACGCCCGUGCGGGCACCUUCCAGGCCUUUGAGCAGUUUGGUCAGCAGCUGUUGGGGCGCGGCCACUAUGCCAGCCCUGAGAUCCAGCAGAAGCUGGAGGCCUUGGACCGCGAGAGGGCAGACCUGGAGAAGGCCUGGGUGCAGAGACGCAUGAUGCUGGACCAGUGCCUGGAGCUCCAGGUAGAACAUUUUUUUUACAUUUUAGUCAUUUAGCAGACGCUCUUAUCCAGAGCGACUUACAGUUAGUGCAUACAUUAUUUUUAUCGAACCCACAACCCUGGCGUUGCAAACGCCAUGCUCUACCAACUGAGCUACAUCCCCUGCCGGCCAAAUCCCUCCCCUACCCUGGACGACGCUGGGCCAAUUGUGCGCGCCGCCCCAUGGGUCUCCCGGUCGCGGCCGGCUACGACAGAGCCUGGAUUCGAACCAGGAUCUCUAGUGGCACAGCUAGCACUGCGAUGCAGCGCCUUAGACCACUGCGCCACUCGGGAGUGUAGAAACACACUCUUCAUGCACUCUUAGAAACCCCCUCUUGCUGAUCUUUGCUCCUGGGACAUGGAAGAGUGCCAGAUGAAUCCUUCCAAAACCAAACAUCUUGUCUCAGCGGCUUUUGGCUGUUUCGACUCAAGGACAUGUUUUUGUGUCUACAUAAGUUUGUUCCGUUGCACCAGACCUGACAGUGCACCUUUUGAACAAGGCCUAAUCUAGUUUGUGUGCUUGCCAACCCACAGAAAGAAACUGGUUUUUUAACGCCACUCAACAGGUCAAGACAACAAUUACUAGCCUCUAUACAACAUCCACUGCCAGUGAAUAACCUCUCUCUCUUUUUCCUUCUCUCUCGCUCUCCUCCCUCAGCUGUUCAACCGUGACUGUGAACAGGCAGAGAACUGGAUGGCGGCUCGAGAGGCCUUCCUGGCCAGCGACGACAAGGGUGACUCCCUGGACAGCGUGGAGGCUCUCAUCAAGAAACACGAGGACUUUGACAAGGCCAUCAACGUGCAGGAGGAGAAGAUCGCUGCUCUACAGUCUUUUGCUGACCAGCUGGUUGGCGCUGACCAUUAUGCCAAACCUGAGAUAUUCAACCGUCGCAAUGAAGUCCUGGACAGGUCAGUCUUUCUCUUUAGAUGACCAUGUGUGUGACUUUGUGGGCAUCUUUGUGUGUAACUGUCUGCCUGUUCGUUGUUGCUCCGGUUGUAACAGUGUUUGUCCUCCCGGCCUGUAGGUGGCGCCAUCUGAAGGCUCAGAUGAUUGAGAAGCGCUCCAAGCUGGGCGAGUCCCAGACUCUGCAGCAGUUCAGCCGCGACGUGGACGAGAUCGAGGCUUGGAUCAGCGAGAAGCUGCAGACGGCCACAGACGAGUCCUAUAAGGACCCCACCAACAUCCAGGUACAGGAUUGGCUAACAGCAACUCAGGGCUCCACCCAUAGAGGUUUGAGCACGCUGCCCCAUAGAGAUGGAUAGAGGGCACACUUUCCACAAAAGGCAAUGAUAGCAUGGGCAGCGCCAUGGAGGACUUUUACCAUAGGAAGUACGCCCUCUAACCAUCUCUAUGGGCUGCUCCUAUCCACAGAUUUAGGGUCAGUUUACCCUACUACCCCAUACCCAUUAGUAGGAUGACAAAUAUCUGACCCUCUGGCAGUGGUUAGGGUUAACUUUUUACCUAGCCUGUCGAGGCUUUCUUAUCAGAUGAAACACUUUGACCUGUUCAAUAGAUCACGAUCAAAUAAUGACUUAAUUAAUUAUAUUUUUGUUUCAAUAGAUGGGUAACCCAUUUUGUGUGAGGGUUUGUUAAUAUAAAUUGAAUGACAUCUAACUUGUCAGUGGUUUUAAUACUGCAGUUUAAUACUGUGUAAAUGUCUUGUUGCUCCUUGUUAACAAUGACUACUACUACUCCUGUAACUACUGAACCAACCCAAUGUGUUAUGUCUAUAUGGGACUGAAUCUCUCCUCUGUUUUUAUUGUCUUAUUUAUAGCUGUCCAAGCUGCUGGUAAGUUGAGUAGUGUGUCAGCUAAACUAACAUCCAAAGUAGGUUUUCUGUCAUGUGUCCCCGUCUGUUGCCUUGUCUGAUGUAGAACGCCAUCCCGUCCGUCUAUUUUCCGUGUUCCUCCACACUCGCGAGUGCCCGCUUCUUUUUUGUAUGGGUUUCAUUCAUGUGUUCAUUUUUUUUUCUUCUUCAGCUUCUGCCAUCAAUGCACAUGUUUGUAAUAUGGCUGUAGUUCUGUUAUCAUUUUAGCAAAUGUCACUUCUUGUAGUUGCUGGUUGUGGCUUCCAUAUUUUGGGUUUUCUUUGUUUUUAUUUGCUUGUUUGAGGUCAGGUCAUCUUCAAACACGCUCCACAUAUUGUUGCUUUUGUUGAAAUAGUCCUAUAAAUCUUGAGAAAUAUCUAAACAUGUUCUGAUCUUAAUAUAACAGAACCUUGAUAUAUAAUUUUAUGAAACGUUUAGUGUAAAAGAAAGCGGCUUCCAUCUAUCAAAACUGCAAUGUAAAUUUGAAUUGAGCACAUCUGUAGUGUAUCAAACACAUUGACCUGAGAGGGAGAGGAGACCUCCAGCUUAGAAUGGUUGUGCCUUGCCUAAUUGUAGCUAACGUAGAGACUAUCAUAGAGAUAUGUAAGCUAGCAGCAACCAUGGUUGUGAACAAAAAACACGCUUUAGCCACAAAAUAAGUAUUGCCAAAGAUCUGUCAAACAUCAAGGAUAGCUCAGACGCCUCGCUUAAGUGUUUUUUUUGUCUGCACUCUCUCUCUCUGGAUGUGUAAAAACAUUGUGGAAUGAGUUUUGAAAAGACCCUGACCUCCUAGGUACUCUUGAAAAGUAAAUUGUGUCGCGGCCCCAUUGUGGGUCUGUUCCACCUACAUUUAGUGUUUGUCACCUUGGUGUGUCUCGUCUUGUUAGUAGUCAAUCCCACACAUUGUCUGUCCUCGUUUGGUGGUGUCUGAAUUUCACCUUUGUGACAUCAUCUUUUUUUUAUGACGGCACCUCUUGUGUGGAUUUUGUCCUACAGUCAUCUCCUGGAUGUAGUCUUAGUGUAUAUGUGUGUAUAUAUCCAUCCCCCCUUACCCCACCCCAAAGAAAGAAAAAAAAAAACAUAUUGUAAAGUGGUUGUCCCACUGGCUAUAAGGUGAAUGCACCAAUUUGUAAGUCACUCUGGAUAAUGACGUAAAUGUAUGUCUGCUAAAUGACGUAAAUGUAAAAUUUAAACAAUAUCCCCAAGUUAGGAGCCAUUUACUCUCCAAACACAAACAUGCAUGAAAAAUGACUCGCACUUAUAAAAGUGCCAUUCUAAUAUAUAUACAUGUACUCGGCCUCCAUAUUUUCAAACACAACAACACAUUGUUUCUAAGUAGCCUACCGGAUUGUGUUUUCACACAAUCUAAGGGAGAUGUCACCCAUCCACCACCAACCCACUGCGUCCCAUAGUUCACUCCCGAUCUCCCCCCCUUCCCCUGCCUGCGCUCACAGAGUAAGCACCAGAAGCACCAGGCCUUCGAGGCGGAGCUGCACGCCAACGCAGACCGUAUCCGUGGGGUCAUCGACACUGGCAACGCCCUCAUCCAUAGAGGGGCCUGCUCCGGCAGUGAGGACGCAGUUCAGGUACACACACUCUGUCUUUAAACAUCAUACUUGUUACUAUACAUACACAUCAUACUUGUUACUAUACAGUCGUGGUCAAAAGUUUUGAGAAUGACACAAAUAUUAAUUUUCAAAGUCUGCUGCCUCAGUUUUUAUGAUGUGAAUUUGCAUAUACUCCACAAUGUUAUGAAGAGUGAUCAGAUGAAUUGCAAUUCAUUGCAAAGUCCCUCUUUGCCAUGAAAAUGAACUUAAUCCCAGAAAAACAUUUCCACUGCAUUUCAACCCUGCCACAAAAGGACCAGCUGACAUCAUGUCAGUGAUUGUCUUGUUAACACAGGUGAGUGUUGACGAGGACAAGGCUGGAGAUCACUCUGUCAUGCUGAUUGAGUUAGAAUAACAGACUAGAAGCUUUAAAAGGAGGGUGGUGCUUGAAAUCAUUGUUCUUCCUCUGUUAACCAUGGUUACAUGCAAGGAAACACGUGCCGUCAUCAUUGCUUUGCACAAAAAGGGCUUCACAGGCAAGGAUAUUGCUGCUAGUAAGUUUGCACCUAAAUCAACCAUUUAUCGGAUCAUCAAGAACGAGAGAGGUUCAAUUGUUGUGAAGAAGGCUUCAGGGCGCCCAAGAAAGUCCAGCAAGCGCCAGGUCCGUCUCCUAAAGUUGAUUCAGCUGCGGGAUCGGGGCACCACCAGUGCAGAGCUUGCUCAGGAAUGGCAGCAGGCAGGUGUGAGUACAUCUGCACGCAUAGUGAGGCGAAGACUUUUGGAGGAUGGCCUGGUGUCAAGAAGGGCAGCGAGGAAGCCACUUCUCUCCAGGAAAAACAUCAGGGACAGACUGAUAUUCUGCAAAACGUACAGGGAUUGGACUGCUGAGGACUGGGGUAAAGUCAUUUUCUCUGAUGAAUCCCCUUUCCGAUUGUUUGGGGCAUCCGGAAAAAAGCUUGUCCGGAGAAGACAAGGUCAGCGCUACCAUCAGUCCUGUGUCAUGCCAACAGUAAAGCAUCCUGAGACCAUUCAUGUGUGGGGUUGCUUCUCAGCCAAGGGAGUGGGCUCACUCACAAUUUUGCCUAAGAACACAGCCAUGAUUAAAGAAUGGUACCAACACAUCCUCUGAGAGCAACUUCUCCCAACCAUCCAAGAACAUUUUCGUGACGAACAAUGCCUUUUCCAGCAUGAUGGAGCACCUUGCCAUAAGGCAAAAGUGAUAACUAAGUGGCUCGGGGAACAAAACAUAGACAUUUUGGGCCCAUGGCCAGGAAACUCCCCAGACCUUAAUCCCAUUGAGAAUUUGUGGUCAAUCCUCAAGAGGCUGGUGGACAAACAAAACCCCACAAAUUCUGACAAACUCCAAGCAUUGAUUAUGCAAGAAUGGGCUGCCAUCAGUCAGGAUGUGGCCCAGAAGUUAAUUGACAGCAUCCCAGGGGUUUGCAAGUCUUGAAAAAAAAAGGGGUUUCACGCUGCAAAUUUUGACUUUUGCAAAAUUAAUGUAAUUGUCAAUAAAAGCCUUUGACAUUAGAAUGCUUGUAUUAUAUUCAGUAUACCAUAGUAACAUUGAAAAAUAUCUAAAAACACUGAACAGCAAACUUGUUAAGACAAUACUUGGUCAUUCUCAAAACUUUUGACCACGACUGUACAUACACAUCAUACUUGUUACUAUACAUACACAUCAUACUUGUUACUAUACAUACACAUCAUACUUGUUACUAUACAUACACAUUAUACUUGUUACUAUACAUACACAUUAUACUUGUUACUAUACAUACACAUUAUACUUGUUACUAUACAUACACAUCAUACUUGUUACUAUACAUACACAUCAUACUUGUUACUAUACAUACACAUCAUACUGUUACUAUACUACAUCAUACUUGUUACAAUACAUACACAUCAUACUUGUUACUAACAGGCACAUUAUACUUGUUACUAUACAUACACUUUAUACUUUUUUACUUACAUAAAUAUAUUUGUUAUAUACAUACACUCAUAUUUUACUAUACAAAAUCAUAUUGUUACUUACAUACACAUCAUACUUGUUAUAUACAUACACUCAACUUUUACUAUCAUGCACAUCUUACUUGUUACUUACAUAAAAUUAUACUUGUUACUAUCUCACAUUAUUACUUGUUAAACAUCCAUCAACUUUAUUAUAACAUACCACAUUAUACUUGUUACUAUACAAAACCAUUAUAACUUGUUACUAUGCAUACACAUUAUACUUGUUACUAUACAUACACAUCAUACUGUUACAUACAACACAUUAUCUUGUUACUAUACAUACACAUUUACUUGUUACUAUACUACACUUUAACUUGUUACAUACUACACAUUAUACUUGUUACUAUACAACACAUUAUACUUGUUACUAACAUACACUUUAAAUUGUUACUAUACAUACACAUUAUACUUGUUACUUACAUACACAUUAUACUUGUUACUAUACAAAUCAUACUUGUUACUAUACAUACAAUCAUACUUGUUACUAUACAUAAAAUUAUACUUGUUACUAUGCAUACACAUUAUACUUGUUACUAUACAUACACAUUAUACUUGUUACUAUACAUACACAUUAUACUUGUUACUAUACAUACACAUUAUACUUGUUACUAUACAUACACAUUAUACUUUUUCUAUACAUUACAACAUCAUAUUGGUUACAAAUACAUACACAUUUAUAUUAAAAAAAACUUUUUUUACAUACACCUACAAAGCCACUUCAAGGAUGAAAGCCUUUGAGAAAAAUAUGGUGAUCACAUUGCAGACAAAAUGUUAACUGUUCUUAUGGCAGUCAAGCUACGUGAACCGAUUCUUGCCUUAUUCAACAUCUACUGUUCCAAAGCUGGGUAUCUAACCUGUGUGUGUGUGUGUUUUACCAGUCGCGUCUGGGUGCCCUGGACGAGCAGUGGCAGUUUCUGGUGAACAAGUCGGCAGAGAAGAGCCAGAAGCUGAAAGAAGCCAACAAGCAGCAGAACUUCAACACUGGCAUCAAGGACUUUGACUUCUGGCUCUCUGAGGUAAAAUAAUGAAAAACAAUUAACAUAUUUUCUAGAUGUCAAAAUGAGACUACUUUCAUGUAUGUUCAGAUCUCCAUCCACCACAUUUCUCCACCAUCCACUACACAAUUCUCAAAGCUAAAGAUGCUGAGAAAUGGUGUAUUCUGUACUGAAAACCUUGAUGUUCAAUAGGAUUUAUCUGAGACCUGCACAGAUUGUCAGUAAGAUACUAGAAAAGGAGAGAUUUGAAGUACUGGACAGACACCCAAAAAGGCAUCUGGAUCUGAGAUUGUCUCAGACCAUUUAGUUUUCUGAUUUGUCUUGUGUUAACCCAUUAACCUACCUGUGCUGUAGGAAAACAAAAACAAAAAGAUAAGAGGCUGAGAUUCGAUUUGGAAAUGAUGCUCUCUGAAAACAAAGACAAUGACUAACUACCAGUCACUAAAUCAUUUUUGGUUUCCUCUCUUGUUUUCUGUCUGUAGGUCGAGGCCCUUCUUGCCUCUGAGGAUUAUGGCAAAGACCUGGCCUCCGUCAACAACCUACUGAAGAAACACCAGCUUCUGGAAGCCGACAUCUCUGCUCAUGAGGUAAUGUAUUCGACGUCCCCAUAUCUCCCUGUCAAACUGGGAUUGAUGCUGGGCUCAGCUGGGGGCCUUGAUGUACUAAAUGUUCAGUCAGAUCAUACACCUUUAUAUGCUGACUGGCUGAAAGGUGACACUGCCUCGGUUUGAUUGGCCAUCGAAACCUUUCAGUCCAAGUGUCCUCUGUUGAACUUGGACAACUUCCAUGUCUAUGAAGCAUGUUUUUGUACAAAGGCAUCCACUGAGUUCAGUCUAGUGCUUUGGUUUGAACGUCUGUCCGUCUUUUCCGUCCAUCCACAGGAUCGUCUGAAGGACCUGAACGGCCAGGCUGACAGCCUGACGGCCAGCACGGCCUUCGACCCCACCCAGGUCAAGGACAAACGCGACGCCGUCAAUGGACGCUUCGCCAAGAUCAAGAGCAUGGCCGCCGGCCGCCGCGCAAAGCUCAACGAGUCACACCGCCUGCACCAGUUCUUCAGGGACCUGGACGACGAGGAGUCUUGGAUCAAGUAAGAGCGCCUCCUGGAGUUGUGGAGGAAUGGAUGCAAGUCAAUAUCUGUGGGUUUUUCAAUGUUGAGGUCAAUUACUAAUACUAUCUUUUUUCAUCUCUUUCACUCUCACUGUCUCUUAUCUCUAUCCAGAGAAAAGAAAUUGCUAGUGAGUUCGGAGGACUAUGGACGUGAUUUGACAGGAGUGCAGAAUCUGAGGAAGAAACACAAGAGGCUGGAAGCUGAGUUGGGGGCCCAUGAGCCGGCCAUCCAGUCUGUGCAGGACACAGGGAAGAAGCUGUCCGAUGACAACACCAUCGGCCAGGAAGAGAUCGAGCAGAGGCUGGGCCAGUUUGAGGAGCAUUGGACGGAGCUGAAGGACCUGGCUGCAGCCAGGUUAUACUGAGAACGCGCACACACGCAGACACACGUAUACAUUCUGACACACACACACAUUCACAGGCCUGUUUUGCAGUGAAACGCCAUUAUCAAUUUAAACAUUCAUGGAUGUUGAGUGUUAAUCUGUGUGUGCCUAUGUGUGUGUGAUCAGGGGACAGAGGCUGGAGGAAUCGCUGGAGUACCAGCAGUUUGUUGCAAAUGUUGAAGAGGAGGAAGCCUGGAUUAAUGAGAAGCUGAACCUAGUGGGAAGCGAAGACUACGGGGAUACCCUGGCCGCUGUGCAGGGCCUGUUAAAGAAGCAUGAGGCGUUUGAGACUGACUUCUCCGUGCACAGGGACAGAGUGAAUGACGUGUGUUCCAACGGAGACGAGCUCAUCAAGAAGGUAAACACUGACAAUACCAUUGUCAUACGGUACCAGCUGAAAGUGUUUAAGCAAUAGUUCACACACACAAAAUAGCAACUUUUACAAUGAUUUUCCACUUACCUUGGCUGUUGUUAAUUCACCCAGACUGCUAAAUGCAUAUUUUGCUUGUGUCCGUCCCUCCAUUAGAACAACCACCACGUGGACAGCAUCUCAGCCAAGAUGGUGUCCCUGCGGGGCAAGGUGUCUGAGCUGGAGCGGGCCGCUGCCAUGAGGAAAGCCAAGCUGGAUGAGAACUCUGCCUUCCUGCAGUUCAACUGGAAGGCUGACGUGGUAGAGUCCUGGAUCGGUAAGGUUUGGGACCUGAGAGGGGGAAGGUUUAGGGCAUGAGGCUUCAGCAUUCUUUGGUGUUGCAAUAUGAUUUUUGCAUGUGUUCCCAGAAAGAUGAAAGCAUGUUCUUGUUUUUUGGCGUAGCACUGAAUCUAUACUGUCUGGUUGUUUGUUCAGGUGAGAAGGAGAACAGCCUGAAGACUGAUGACUACGGACGAGAUCUCUCCUCUGUGCAGACGUUACUCACUAAGCAGGUACGGUGUAGCAAUAUGAUGCCACGGCAGCCGUUUUGUGCCAGAAAGCUAGACUCGUUCUCCCAUGCCUCAUCAUGUUCUCCCUUCCCCCCUCGGGUCCACAGGAGACGUUUGACGCGGGGCUGCAGGCCUUCCAGCAGGAGGGCAUCACCAACAUCACGGCCCUCAAGGACCAGCUGCUGGCGGCCAAGCACGUCCAGUCCAAGGCCAUUGAGGCGCGCCAUGCCGCCCUCAUGAAACGCUGGAACCAGCUUCUCGACAACUCGCAGGCCCGCAAGAAGAAACUGCUGGAGGCCCAGGAGCACUUCAGGAAGGUAUGUAACGACUAUGAUGACAGGUAAUUAUCAUUUAGCUUACGAUGAGGAUAUCAUGACUACAAUUCAUAGAUGUCAUUGUUGUUAAUGUUCAUAUUUUGAACAGGAAUAUCAGACUAUCCUUCACCUGCAAAGUAAAAAACCUUAGUGGAUGUGAACCCCUUACCUCCAUCAACUCCAUCUUGCUUCUCUCUCCAGGUGGAAGACCUGUUCCUGACCUUUGCCAAGAAGGCGUCGGCCUUCAACAGCUGGUUUGAGAACGCUGAGGAGGACUUGACAGAUCCGGUGCGCUGCAACUCGCUGGAGGAGAUCCGGGCGCUGCGCGACGCCCACGAGGCCUUCCGCUCAUCGCUGAGCUCGGCGCAGGCCGACUUCAACCAGCUGGCCGAGCUGGACCGGCAGAUCAAGAGCUACCAGGUUGUGUCCAACCCCUACACCUGGUUCACCAUGGAGGCCCUGGAGGAGACCUGGAGGAACCUGCAGAAGAUCAUCAAGGUUAGGAGGGGGAAUAGGGGUGGGAGGUAGCCUGGUCCCAGAUCUGUUUUGUGUUGUAUCACCAACCAGUUGGCAUGACAACGACCAUAUGAGUUGGCUAUACAGCACAAACGUAUCUGAGGACCAGGCUUGGUGAGGAGGACAUGCACAUCUCAAAUGUUGUCCUAUUCCCCACUUCAAUGCUCUACUUAUGUCCAGAACCAAUGAGGACCUCUGGGUGGGGGUGUAUUGAUCUGCAUCAUGUCUGGGAAGCACUUCAUCCAUCCAUCUUCAUCCCUCUGUCUGUAUAGGAACGAGAGCUGGAGCUGCAGAAGGAGCAGAGGAGGCAGGAGGAGAACGACAAGCUGCGGCAGGAGUUUGCGCAGCAUGCCAAUGCAUUCCACCAGUGGCUGCAGGAGACCAGGUAGGGUCUGGAUCUGUUGUGCCCGGAAGACAGUGAGCUCACAGCACUCCCUUAAUCAACAUGCCUUUUGGCAAUUUAAUAGAUUUUGGCAAUUUAAUAGAUGGGAAACUAGGACUAUUUCUAGGAAUAGAAUGGGGACGUUUCCAAGCCGUUGUGGCUGUUUUAAAGAAUGUAGUUUGAGUUAAUUGAAUAACGUGACCUGCAUGAAUAGCAUUGAUCUGUCUUUAAAUGUUGCAUGCAUCGUUCUUUAGAUUCUCUUAAUACAAUGAGAAAUCAAUGGAGCUACUUUAAAUGUGCCUGCUGCUCAGAAAUCUACAUCCGGUCUCUCUCUGCCACAAUGUUCUCAGCCAUAGAGAACAGGGAGUUGCUAUUCAUCGGAGCGGAAUGUGAAAUAUUGCAGAUAGAUGUUUGUUGUAUGAAAACUGACAUGAUUCUUUACUUUAGUUUGUCUCUAUUCUACAACCUUGCAUUUACAUCUGCCAUGCUUUGAAUGUUGCUCCUCACUGAAUAGGCCCCAGGCAACGCAUGCUUAGUGUGUAUCGUAUGUUAUGUAUAUUUUGGGAGGUGGGUGGGGGAGCACUGAUACAACUUUUACAUAACCACACAAGUGGUCUGUGAAUGUUUAAAAAUGAAAACGGAUCAUACUGCAGAUGCUCCUGUGCUCACACUGUAUUUCUGUGCCUGUGUCUGUAUAUGUUUGUUUAGGGGGGGGGGGGGGGGGGGGGGGGGAUGGUGUGACCAUUUUGUCCCUGCCUAGUGUUUCUAACUGUUGUCUCUCUCUCUCCCCCCCCCCUCCCUUUCCUCUCCCUCUCCCCCCCCCCCUUUCCUCUCCCUCCCUCUCUUGCUGCUACCUCGCUGAUGCUUGGGAUAACUUUGCUAAUCAGGACAUAUCUUCUGGAUGGGUUAAUAUCACAUUUUACUAUCUCUCAGUUGGGGCCGGGACGAUACCAGUAUCGCGAUACUCAUUAGUAUCAUGGCAAGGAAACAAAACACGAAGCGGAUUUAACUUCUUUAGGAAAACAUCCCUAAUGUUGGAAACACACAUCAUUAUGUUUGUUAUCCAGGAUCACAUUUAUUUAUUUUCCAAGCUAUAGCACACAAUAUUUUACAUACAGUAUGUUAUGGGACCAAAGACUUGGGUCUGCUUCGUCUUUUCGUUUUUGCCAUUGAAAUUUAGCGAUACGGCUCUACUGUGUUUGUUUGUGUCCGACUGUGUGAAUGGGGUCAAAUCAAUGAGGGUUGAUUGGAGUGACAGUGUUUUGGACCAAACAGGCUUGUUGAUGAGCCACUACAGGUUUGUUGUCAGGUCGGUGGCAAGAUAUUGCAUCAUAUAUGUUGGUUAACAUAGAAGCACCAGGUAGGUAGGUAUCUGUCAAGUGAAGGUAAAACUGGACCAGGUUUCACUAGGAAUCCAUGUUGUAUUGUGUAUUAUUACUGUAAUUCCCUCUGAGUUUCUGUAUGCCCCCCCCCUUUUCAACUUUAGCCUAUUUUCUUUCAUUUUUGAAUAUCUCUGUUGUAUAAUUUCCCUCUUUUCCUGUUGGUAUUUACCUUCUUUUCAUCCCUUUCCUCCCUCCUGUUCUAAAUAGCAUAGCUUAUCGACGGGUUGUCUGUGUCAUUCAAUAUGAAGUCGGUGAUGAUCUUUCCGGAAGGUCUUUUACUUUUCCACAUGGUUUUCCAUUCUCACUCGCCUUUCCUUCUCCCUACAUUACUUCUAUCACGCCCUCUGGGUUGCGUGUCUUCAUGCACUUCUAAAAUCCACCAUUUGAGAUCUGUUUGCACAGUUACAUCUCUACUAACGUCACCACAAUGUAGCUUCCUGAAACUAAGAUCAACUUCAUGAUUGGUCUGGAUACUCUUUUGCGAGUCUGGCUACAUUGAGCACCGUUUUAAAGGAGUGAAGAGUCUUCAUCUUCUGGGGAUUUUUUUCCCCACCAAAUUUAGGGGUGGACACUGCAAAAUGUGUUGUUGGACACACAUUUUUUUUGCUGAAUUUGUUACACUAAUUCAUAACUGAUUCAGGGUUGAAAUGCAGUUUCCUGCCGUGUACACAGUAGCCCUAACCUUGCAUGGUAUAGGUUACCAUGGCUAUGAGUUGGCUUCUUUGGCAUGAAUUGACUGGCAUUGUGCAAAGGGAAGGUUUUUUGGGUGGGGGUGGCUCUGGACAUUUUGAGAGUGAGGGAAACUUUUUUUUUUACUACUGUUUUGUACUUCUAUUUCCCUGCCUUUUUAAUUCACCAAAUGUUCUCCAGUCUUAUGUUCUCAGACAUUUUUUGAAAAAUAUUGAGGUUUCAGAAAAAUCUUUACUUUGCUUCUUUUGUAAGUUUCAAGAUUUGUUUGGAAUCUCUUGACACACCUCUAGUAUAUUCAAAUAUAUUAAAUGGAUCUUAUUAUCAAAAUGAGAAUGAAUUUCAGAGUAGGAAUGGGGUUGUAUCUAAGGGUUCCUACGACCAGAUGGGUGUGGGGUGCAGACUCUGUGGGGACUGUGUACGCGUGUGACUGUAUCACCUGAUCUUGAUGGCUGUGGCAUGUUGUUUAUCCCAAUAUUUGAUCAUCCUGUCAAGGCCCUCUCCCCUGACACUUGUGUGUAUGCAUCUAGGUCCUGCAUGGUAGAAGAGUCCGGAACCUUGGAAUCACAACUUGAGGCAACCAAGGUAAGAAAGAACCCCCUCGUCAUUUAUGCUAUAGGACUAGAGGGUUUCACAACCCUCUCCUCGGCCCCCCCAGACGUUUUGCAUUUUUGUUUUAACCCUAAACUGGCACACCUGAUUCAAUUAGUCAAAGGCUUAGUGAUUAGUCGACUAAUUGAAUCAGGUGUGCCAGUUUAGGGUUAAAAUAAACAUUUAAAAUGUUUGGGGGGCUUGAGGAGAGGGUUGGGAAACCCUGCUUUAGACAACCAUUUUGGCUAUUUCAAAUCCAAAUGUAAUUGUCACAUGCGCCGAAUACAACAGGUGUAGACUUUACCGUGGAAUGCUUUCUUACGAGCCCUUCCCAACAAAUUCAGAAUGUAAAACAUUAUACAAAAUUAAAAUAGUAACACAAGAAUGAAGCUAGAUACAGGGAGUACCAAUUAUAUUUAAACUGUAUUGACUAGGUUUGUAAUUGCAGAGCCUCACCCUUCUGUGUGCCACUCUGUCUGUAGCGUAAGCACCAGGAGAUCCGGGCCAUGCGCAGCCAACUGAAGAAGAUCGAGGACCUGGGCGCGGCCAUGGAGGAGGCUCUGAUCCUGGACAACAAGUACACAGAACACAGCACGGUGGGCCUGGCCCAGCAGUGGGACCAGCUAGACCAACUGGGCAUGAGGAUGCAGCACAACCUGGAGCAGCAGAUCCAGGCCAGGUCAGAGAGGGAGAGACACACACACAUACAGUACCUCACAAGCAGUGAACAUAUUUCCUAAUCUUGUAUCUCUCUCCCACCAUAGGAACACCACUGGAGUGACAGAGGAUGCCCUGAAGGAGUUCAGCAUGAUGUUCAAGUGAGUGGCGGCCAUUUUAACAUGAUGUUCAAGUGAGUGGCGGCCAUUUUAACAUGAUAUUCAAGUGAGUGGCGGCCAUUUUAACAUGAUGUUCAAGUGAGUGGCGGCCAUUUUAACAUGAUGUUCAAGUGAGUGGCGGCCAUUUUAACAUGAUGUUCAAGUGAGUGGCGGCCAUUUUAACAUGAUGUUCAAGUGAGUGGCGGCCAUUUUAACAUGAUGUUCAAGUGAGUGGCGGCCAUUUUAACAUGAUGUUCAAGUGAGUGGUGGCCAUUUUAACAUGAUGUUCAAGUGAGUGGUGGCCAUUUUAACAUGAUGUUCAAGUGAGUGGCGGCCAUCUUAACAUGAUGUUCAAGUGAGUGGCGGCCAUCUUAACAUGAUGUUCAAGUGAGUGGUGGACGUUUUCACCAUACCUUCUGGUCAUACCAAGUAGUUGCUUAAAGUAAAGGAACUCCCAAUAAUCUCAACCAUUUUCUUUUCCCUUUGCUCCCAGGCACUUUGACAAAGAGAAGUCUGGCCGUCUGAACCACCAGGAGUUCAAGUCGUGUCUGCGCUCGCUGGGUUACGACCUGCCCAUGGUGGAGGAGGGAGAGCCAGACCCCGAGUUUGAGUCCAUCCUUGACACUGUCGACCCCAACAGGUCAGCAACCCCAGCUCUUCUCACUCAUCUCUACUUGGGGUUUUCAUAAGUCCAAUCAGUAGUUUGAAUAAUAUUUGAGCAAAGCUAACAUUCACAAGAAUGUGAUUUUAUUCAGAAUGGGUGUAUGUCGUGUUGCCUCAUAUUUUCUUCUAUUUGGUUUUCUUCAAGUGCUUUAUUAUGGCUAAAUGAUUUCAUUCUGUGUUUUCCAGGGAUGGCAACGUGUCCUUGCAGGAGUACAUGGCCUUCAUGAUCAGCCGCGAGACAGAGAACGUCAAGUCCAGCGAGGAGAUUGAGAGCGCCUUCCGAGCCCUCAGCGUCGAUGCCAAGCCCUACGUUACCAAGGAGGAGCUUUACCAGGUACUUACACUCCGGCCUUCCCUCGUCCACUUUCUGGCUCUGUCACAGUGCUUAUGGAAAAGAGACUAUUAAAUAGGACCAGAAUUAUGAAUAUGAGCUUCAGCCAUAAGUUGCACAUUUAUAAAUGUCUCUUAAAUAACUUAAGAGGUUUUAUAAGAUUUUUUGUUUUUCUGAGAUAAAAUAACUUACCAUCUCUUCUCCUCUUCAUUCAGAAUCUGUCCAAGGAACAGGCAGACUACUGCAUCUCGCACAUGAAGCCCUACCUAGACAGCAAGGGCCGGGAAAUGCCCUCGGCCUUCGACUUUGUCGAAUUCACCCGCUCGCUUUUCGUCAACUGAUCCCUUGCCUGCCAGUGACCAAUCGGGAUGCGUUUGCCGCACACACACACACACAAAAACACAACUGAAACUGCAUGAGUCUGACACUAGAAUACUCCAUAGUUAUCAGUAUCUAUCUAUAGCUAUAUAUCUCACUCUUUGUGCUUCACUGACGGUAGCCUAGUGGAUCUGUCUGCAUUUGAAUGUUUUAGUGCUUUCGCUGGAUUUAAGACCCUAUAUUGAUGGUAUGCUGUAACAUCACAAUAAGGACUGCAGUGUGAUUUAAUAAACGCUACUGGUUAGAACUGGAAA